Hemiscyllium ocellatum (epaulette shark) is the source of this 8063-nucleotide messenger RNA. It is a transcript of the gene mef2b, whose product is annotated as myocyte enhancer factor 2b. The record is from RefSeq and is a predicted model, not a curated record. Gene Ontology annotation, molecular function: RNA polymerase II cis-regulatory region sequence-specific DNA binding; protein dimerization activity; DNA-binding transcription factor activity, RNA polymerase II-specific. The transcript is spliced from 11 exons. Gene Ontology annotation, biological process: positive regulation of transcription by RNA polymerase II. Lineage: Eukaryota; Metazoa; Chordata; Chondrichthyes; Orectolobiformes; Hemiscylliidae. The coding region runs from base 528 to 1838 and encodes 436 amino acids.
ACAAGCCCUAGUGAUGUCUCUUACUAGAGAAAGAUCUCACUCCAUUAGACUGCAAUAAACUGAAACCACAAAUAACAGCCAAAGUGCAGGGCAGGGGGACAGUGUAAUGAGGCCGAGCACUUGGUACUGCGGCGAUUGACAGGGGCUGUCAAGAGCUCCUGGCAUUACCGAUCCCGUUGCAACCCUUAAAGAGAGAACAAGGCUGUGCAAUUGAAAAGCCCAGAGUGUUUUCGCCUCUGAUGGUCGUGCCUAGUUUUUAAUCAUCCCGGACUGGAUUUUCCUUUUCGUGUUGAAGUUUUCAUCAGAAAACACCGGAGGAGUGGAUUUUGGGGAGUUCGAUCGCAAAGUGUCAGGAAUCUCGGCAGGUCUGGCAGCAUCUGUGAGAGAGUAAACCAAAGUUAAUGUUUCGGGUCCAGAGUCGACUCUUCAGAACCGAUUGUAGCCCGGAAAAGGUGAUGACAAAGAAACCGUUCUGUACUCGGAUUUGAAACCUAAGAGACGAUAUUGUUUGACAAACAGAGUGAGAAAUGGGAAGAAAGAAGAUACAGAUUUCACGGAUUGUUGACCAGCGGAAUCGACAGGUGACCUUCACCAAGAGGAAGUUUGGCCUGAUGAAGAAAGCGUAUGAACUGAGUGUGCUGUGUGACUGUGAGAUCGCGCUCAUUAUCUUCAACAGCACCAACCGGCUCUUCCAGUACGCCAGCACAGAUAUGGACCGAGUGCUACUCAAGUACACGGAGUACAGUGAGCCACACGAAAGUCGCACUAACUCGGACAUCCUUGAGACGCUGAGAAAAAAGGGUUUAAAUGGAUGUGAGAGUCCAGACCUGGAGAUUGAUGAUUCCGUUGAACCAGGCCUGGAGGUAACAGACAAAUACCGAAAAUAUGAAGCGGGGAAUCACCUGAACAACAGACCAAGGGUUUGUGCAGGUACUCUGUCUAACCAUGAAGUGUCCAUUGUGGCUGCCACACAGAGUGCUGCCAAUUUGGCCUAUAGCAACCCCACUGGCUCCAUCCUAAAUCGAGGACCAUUGCCACAACCAGUUGUAUCUCGGAGUGCUCCUUCAUCAGGGUUGACAUCGCAGGUGUCUACAAUUUCUCAUUCAGGUGCUGGUUACUUGAAUACCCACAUCUCACCAGGGAUGCUGGUCUCCCCUGGUAACCUCAACAGAUCUAUGGCAACAAGGUCCCCAACGCCUGUGAAUCUUGGUCCCGACAAUCGCAGAAGUGAAAUGCACGCAGUCUCAGCUGGCUCCAGGAACAUGGUCGCUUCACUGAGAACGAAUACAUCAGCCCUACAGCCCACCUCACCGAUGGUUACCAUGGCAACACCCAGUCUAUCUGGCCAUGGAUUAGCGAAUUAUUCUUCCACGCUGACUGGUUACACACUUAACGACAACGCAUCUGUCUCUGCGUACAACUCACCAGGUGGUGCCCAUCAGGACCAGACUGCUAUUUGGCCACUGCGGCAACACCAACACCACCAUCCGCACCAGGCUGACCUUCAAUCUUCAGCGCACCCCCACCUGGGGGUUAUUGGCAACUCCCACCUGAACCAGAGCUCCAACCUGGCCUUGCCCACCUUUCAAGCAGUCAGCAUCAAAUCGGAACGUGCCUCCCCCCACAGCGAUGGUGGAGGGGGCGGGGGUGGUACCAGUGGUAUGUUCCAGCACCACGAGGGACGGUUGGGGCUCAGUGGGCUGGACAGCCCCUGUGAAGAGCCCAAGGAUUACGCCAAGAGCUACCAGUGCCCCAUUGUGCUGACCAGGCCUCCGGCCAGAGACGAGGACAACCUCGGGGCCAAGCGAAUGCGCCUUGUGGACGGCUGGCAGAGAUGACUCCCCAUGGUUGCGCCGCUUUAAUGAAAAACUGAUGGAGGCAGCUCCUGGAUCUUGUUUUUGUAUUUUUUUCUUUUGCAGUUAUUCCUGUGUUCUUAAUCACAGGGGCCAGGAAUUAAUUCACGUCGAAUCUGUUAACCCUUUGAGAACCACUUAUCACCUUGUGUGGGGAGGGGGGUGUGCUGGAGGAGCAGGAAAAGGGCCUUGUUCCUCCCCUACUUCUCUCUCCCCAGAGUCCAGGCUGGUUUGAAGCCUUCACUCAGGUUUCUGUAAUUCUGUUCCUGUCCACAGGUGGAUUUUCUUUUUAACUCCUUCUCCCGCCCUUCCUCUUUAGGUUCUGCAGGAGGUCGGGGUAAAUCUGUGCCCUGCACCUUCCUCCCAGUUGUUUCCAUUUGAUCCAUGAAAAGUUCUGAGCUCAGUCCCUGGCUGAAGGAGGGAGGGAGACCCAGACUGGACAGGAUAGGCUAAGCACUGAGUGUGUGUGGUUAGCCUGGAUGCUGGGCAUCUUGCUUUGCACAGCCAAAGUGGUCACCCUUCACAUGUAUAAUGGCAGGCUGUUUGACCUCCCAAUCCUCUUUUUCCUUCUUUCAUGGGAUGUGGGUGUCGCUGACUGGGCCAGCAUUUAUUGCCCAUCCGUAAUUGCCCCUUGAGAAGGUGGGGGUGAGCUGCCUUCUUGAACCGCUGCAGUCCACGUGCUGUAGGUUGACCCACAAUGCCAUAGGGGGGGAGUUCCAGGAUUUUGACUCAGGGAGACUGAAGGAAUGUUGAAUCAUUUCCAAGUCAGGAUGGUGAGUGGUUCAGAUAUAGCGUUAUAUCUGGUGCCCUUAUCCUGUUGGAUGGUAAAAGUUUGUGGGAUUUGUAAGGUGUUGUUGCAGGAACAUUGGUGAAUGAGUUGUUCCAGCCUUCUCACUUCUCACCUGAUCUCCAUCCACACACACAUACAAUGGAUAGUGGAUAACAAUCUGAAGCAAAAACCCAGACUGAAAGCUUCCCUUCUUUGCCCUGUACGUCUAUGAGGGAAAAUGUAGUGACCCAGCUACAAGUAUGUGGAUUAUUGCAUUCAGAAAUCAUGGGCUGGAAGGGAUGCAUUUUUUUCACUAAAGAAUGGAUUGUGGUAUAAGCCACCCACAUUCCUGAUGAAGGGCUUAUGCCCAAAAUGUCGAUUUUUCUGCUCCUCGGAUGCUGCCUGACAUGCUGUGCUUUUCCAGCACCACUCUGAUCUUGACUCUAAUCUCCAGCAUCUGCUGUACCCACCUCGGCCUAAGUCACCCAUAGCCCAGCAACGAUCAGGAAAUUAUUUUUGCCUGCCUUACAUUGACUCAUUUUGUACUAAAGGAAAGCAUUAACCUGGGCGAGACUAACGGUGCUACAGAAUCCGAUUGUUUCGGGAGGAGUUGAGGGGAGACGAGGAAAUGCAAUUGAAGAUCGAGGCCAUUGAACAGAUCCCCACAAAUCAAUGUCAGUCGUUCACCUGCCAGACAUGUCCCAUAUCGACAAGGGAAGGUGGGGAUCAUUUGAACCAAGGGUGGGGAUCCUCAUGGUUUGGGGGCUUUGUACCUGUUUUGAUAUUGUUCCUCACUGACUUCAACCAAGAGUCAAAUUGUGUAGGGUGUGAAAAACAGCUGAUCUUGUCAGGCCAUCUGGCUUGGAUUAAAAUGGCCUUUUGUUAGAUAUAAAUAUAGCAUACUCUGCCAUUUCUUACAUAUUAAGGUUAGCUCAGUUGGCUGGACAGCUGGUUUGCAGUGCAGGGUGAUGCCAACAGCAUGGGUUCAAUUCCUGCACCAGCUGAGAUUACCAUAAAGGACACUCCUCAUCCUUUCCCCUCACCUGAGGCAGGUGACCCUCAGGUUAAACCACCACCCAUCAUCUCUCUAAUGAGAGAGCAAUCUUAUGGUUUGGUAGGGCUACAGCGACUUUAUUAAUCACAGAUUGGAAACGGAUUAAUUAUUGGAAAUGGACUUCUGUAAACUAUGGGUAUCCUAAUUUUAAAAAAGAACAUAAUGACCCAACUCAAAGUUUCCCAGAUUUUCCUGCAUUGCAGUGGGAAUGUAUCACAAGUUCUCAAUGCUCCUGAAUAUUUGGGUCUUGAAGGGUUAAAAUGCCCCUGGUUUCAAAUGGGAGACCGUUCCUUUGUUAAAUAUUGUUCUGUUUUAUAUUUUAAAAGUGAAGGUUUUUCGCAGUGCGAAUAGAUUUGUGUCAGUUUUCUCUCUGUUGUGUGAGACCUGUUUAAAGGUGGGUGGGGUGGGCUGAAAGGGAAAGUACAUAGCAAACUGUGCACUCUGUGCAUUCGGAGAGAACGUGCCUGUAUUACUAUUUUGUCACCAGAAUGUAUUUGUAUGAGUGACGCAAUGCCUUUUUUUUUACAUGUUUUUUGUGUUCUGGGUGUAAACGCAAGGCAGCUUAUCAGACACAUUUAAGAACGAUUCCCUUCACCUUCCCUUUACUUUCACGUCUCAUGUCCCCCUAUACUCCCUUCUUUUCAACACUCUCCCUUUGCCCCUCACCUCCCCUUUUCCUUUCUCUCUCUCUCUCUCUCUCACUCUGUCUCUCUCCCUCUGUCUCCUAUCCCUACCUUUCCCCUCUCUUCCCUUUCCCUCCCCUCUGCUCCCCAGUAAUUAAGAAACAGUUCCUCAUCAAGAGCCAGUGUUAGUGGUAGAGGUGAGAGAGUAAUGAUUCAGUAAAGCUUACCCUCAGAAAUUCUCAUUGGCUAAAAUAAACAUCAAACAUGUAUUUAUUAGAGAGAAAAUCUGUUUGUUACCAAUGCUAUGAGGGUUUCAAUUAAUUUUUGCAGAAUGUAAGAAAGCUUUAGUAAUCAGACCUCGAUUUGCAUCCCAUGAUCCCCCACACCAAACCCAUCUGAAAGCUAUCUUCAGCUCCACCAAACAGUGUUAAACAUAGAUGAAAAUCUUUUGACCUCAGAAAAGUAGGAUGUUAGUAACUUCACUGAAUUGUCCAGCUCUGAAUCGGAGAUGAUGUUGCUCAAGGAAAACCGGAUAUUGCAAUAAACUGAACCAGAAGUUAACCAUUAAUGUUGAAAGCUGCAGGGCUCUUGGCGAUUUCAGGACUUUGGCAUUUUAUUUAUAAUGGGAGUUAUUUGAGAUGUGCUGCAAACUCUCAGCACUGUGUGUCAAUUUUUAAUAUUUGAAGCCAGUCCAAAAGAGUGCACUUACUUAUCUGCAAUGUCCUUUAAUCUACAUUUGAUGUCAUCUCAGUCCUUUGAGGUUGUCUGUACUCUCAUUCCCUGAUAAAAUUGAUCCAUUGACAGAGUCUAUCUGUUGGAAAGCUCUUCUAGAACCUUCUCCCAUCUUUGGAAAAUGUGCAUGAACAAGUUUAUUGCCCUAGCCAAUCUCCCUCAGUUUGAAAUCCAAAUUCUUCCUCCCUACAUUGUUGCUUUUCCAAUCAGUGAUCCCUAAGCCUUCCUUUCAUUUUCCUCCUAAGCUCCAAAUCUCCCAAUCUUUCCUUCCCCUGCAUCUUCACUGAUGAGACGAAAAUUCAUCAUAAAGUCACUGAAUCAAACUCCUUCUUCGAAACAGUGAUGCCUUUCACAUCUCCCAGUCUGUCUCAACUGUCUAUAGACUCUCAAAUCCUGAGCUUGUUCUCAUCAGGCUACAGUCCUUAGUUUGCUUUGUCUUGAUCUGCAUGCGAUUCAUUAAUAAACUGAACAAGGAAUUCGUGAGAAUCUUCUUUACCCAGAGACUGGUGAGAAUGUGGAGCUUGCUCUCACAAGUAAAGGCUGAGGUGAAUAGCAUUUCAAUGAAAGUUUGAUGAAACAUGAGUGAUGAAGGAAUAGAAUGUGGGAAGGAUUACACAAAGAGAUGUUCAUAUAGAUCAUAAACACCAGAACAGACUGGUGGGUCCGAAUGGCCAGUUUCUGUACCGUAAAUGCUUCUCAAUCUUGUUGGUGCCCUACCAUGGAGAAUCUUCACUAGGAUUCCCAAUUUUGAAAAUUAAACAAAGUGAAAGCCAUAAGUCAAUGUAAUGAAGGAAAUUUGCCUCAGAUUUGUGUCCUGUAAUUGAGGGUUGAAGGUAGCAACUAUAUAUUUUUGUUCCUGAUAAUCAGACUGCAGGGGAAGAGUGCAUAGGCUGCAACACAGCAUUGGGUACAAUCAGUCCUUUAAUACGACAGAGAUCGAUUGUAAUAAAGUAUUGAUUGCAAUACGCAGUGAAGCAGUUGGUGCAGCAAGGCAUGGAUUGAUUGUGAUGGAACAUGGGCCUAAUGUCAUUCAAUGGCUCUGAUUGUGAAGGAGUUUGGGUAUAGAAGGAAGGAUUAUGCCCAACAGAAGUUUUUACAGGUGGUUUCCCAGUCAGUGCGAAGGAGUAACGAGCAUUUUCCCCACACGUGUUACCUGUGUCACUGAUUGGAAGAGAGUGUUAGAUUAUGAGAUGUCAAAGGAACCAGGAGCAGUCCAGAGGUCUGGUGCAGUUUAAGUGUUACCAACUCUGGUCAGACAUAUUCCCGGAGGUUUAAUCAUAUGGGCUUUCAGUACCAAACAUCCCACCCGUUAAAUAGCCUUUGUUUUUCAAUUCCAAUUUUCAUUACUAAUAAAUAGAAUUUUUAAAGUUUAUUUUAGUUGCUACUGUAAUUAAGCUUCCAGGUUUUGCUUGCAGCAGUGUCCAGGAGAUUGUCCACUUAUUCCUGGUGACUCCAGAGCAAUCCUGAAGAGUUGGCAUCAGCUCAUAUACUGUAUUAUGACACAUACCAUCCCUGUAAUAGUUGGUGAUCAUUAGCCCGUACCUGCCUGUAAUGAGUUGAAGGAGCAGGAUAUAUGCCAGCACCAUAUGGUGCCAUCCUAGGGAGUAUUUCAUUCCUUUGGUUGAGUGUGAGACAUGUGCCAAUCCUCACAGCCGUGAGUUUUCUUUAUUUUCUGGAGUAAAUGCCCAAUUUUGUUUUAAUUCAUUCACAGGAUGAGGAAGUCAGUGGCUAGUCCAGCAUUUAUUGCCCAUCCCCAAUUGCCCAGAGGGCAGUUAACAGUCAGCAGAGUGGCACAAUGCUUCAGUGGGAAGCAUUGCUGCCUCACAGCGCCAGUGACCCAGGUUUGAUUCCAGCCUUGGGCGACUGUCUGUGUGGGUUUUGCACAUUCUCCCCGUGUCUGUGUGGGUUUUGCACAUUCUCCCCGUGUCUACGUGGAUUUCCUCUGGGUGCUCCUGUUUUUUUUCCCCACAAUCCAAAGGUGCGCAGGGCAAGUGAAUUGACACGCUAAAUUGCCCAUGGUGUUAGGUGCAUUAGUCAGGGGUAAGUGUAGGGUAGGGUAGGGGAAUGGGUCUAGGUGGAUUGUUCUUCACUGGACUUGUUGGGCCAAAUGGCCUGUUUCCAUACUGUAAGGAAUCUAAUCUAGUCUACCCACAUUGCUGUGGGUCUGGAGUCACAUGUAGGCCAGACCAGGUAAGAAUGGCAGUUUCCUUCCCUUAAGGACAUGAGUGAACCAAUUAGUCAACAAUUUAGGUCUUGUUUUUAAAUCGAUGAGUAGCUGUCAUUCCUAUUGCUCCGCACCUCCCACCAUCUGGGGCAAAGUGGGUCAUCAUUGUGUGACAUCAUUAACAAGAUCAUUUCAGAUGUCACUAACAUUGGUUCACUUUAUUACAGACAUCCACUUCACUGUCUCUCUCUUCCGCCUCCCUCGCUGUUUCUCUCUCUCUCUCUAUCUCUCUGUUUGUUUUACAGUGCCCAACUCUUCAGAUAAGCCCAGUGACUUGGUUUAGCCAACACCAUCUGCUGACUCCUGAGCUGCAGGCUUGGUAGGGGUAGGGGGAUUGGGUGGGUGGUGGGCAGGAGGAAAGCAGUGCUAGCAUUUGGUGGGGAGUGUGUCAGGCACAACGAGAGAUUGUGUGACAAUCCUAGGGGACUGUGUGAUGGACUAUAGGGAGAGAUUGUUGAGUAUAUGGAGAUGGGCUGUGGGAGAACAGCAAAGGUGUUGCAUUAAAAAUUGGGGAGCGGGCAGCAUUUGAAUGUACAUGGCAUGGAAGAGUGAGGUGUAUCUCUGCUGGAAAUGAAGGGAUCUGAGAAUCACAAAUGUAAUUCCAAGGCGAUGUCCAGUGCCCAGAGAGGGUUAAUGGAUCUGGUGUCCUUUUGUUCAGUUUACUAACAGCUAUUAGUUUAAAAAAAUUAAUUGAUUCAGAGGAUCUGACAGGGGUCUGUAUUGCUCACCCUUCACUCCACUUGGCCAUUAAUUUGAGUGAGCUUAAAAAUGUGAUGCUGGAAAAGCGCAGUAGGUCAGGAAGCAUCAA